AUAAAACAUUACUCUAAUUGAGUUGUAUUACCCAACCAAAACGCCAAAACACAACCUACAAACAAAUUCAGAGCCUCAGCCGACGGAAAAAAGCAAAUUAGAGACCAAAAAUGGAACUGGAAGAGGCGAAAAACGCUGUGCAUAUUGAAGAGCAGGAAAAGAACCCCAUAUUGCUUCUUCUCUCGAACCUUAAACUUCCCUUCCCACUGAAGAAAAAGAAUGGCGGCAGCAGCGGCGCCACCUCCUUGGAGCAAGGCGCCGGUUCUUCUCAAACCGAGCGGCCGACCAUGGCCGAGGUGGGAAACGAGAGCGAUAAGCCCGCUAUUGUCACUUUCCCCAGACAAAGCUUUACUUCUUUGAAGCUGGAGGUCGAGACUGAGGUAUCCGACAGGAGUACUAAUCCCCUAUUUCUGUGGCAGGUAUACGCUAUAGGGGGGUUUUACGUUUUGAGGUGGGCAUGGAUGAGAUGGAAUGAAGGGAAGGGACAGAAAAAGUCAGAUAACAAUCCUCCACCAGCCAAUGAUUAAGCCUUUUAUCAUUCCAUGAAAUGGGAAGUUUUUGUUACUUAUAAUUAUUGUGCACUGUCUCAAAAAGAGAAAUGUUUCUCACUUCAUAAAUGAGAAACAUCAAGGUUUUAUUAUGUCAACUGCAGAUAAUAAGCUCAUUCGUGGUUCCUAAUUUCUUAAAUUUUUAUUUCUAUAUUUUCGUUACUUGCCAUGACUUUGUUGAGUUGUUACUCUUGUGAUUGGUAGGUACNUCCG
Striga asiatica is the source of this 761-nucleotide messenger RNA. NCBI's taxonomy places the organism in Eukaryota, Viridiplantae, Streptophyta, Magnoliopsida, Lamiales, Orobanchaceae. The record is from the annotation of a GenBank genome assembly.